AUGAGUACUUUGUGGAAAACUAUUUUCUCGUACAAAGCGACCUUUACCGAACGAGAGUUGCCUGACCAAAGCGGAAAGGUGUUCAUAGUCACUGGCAGUUCCAGUGGUCUAAGACUGGAGCUUAUUAGAAUACUAUACCAACGAAAUGCCGUGAUCUGUAUUGCCGUCCGCUCCGAGACGAAGGCCAAGGACGUAAAGAAAGAGCUACGACGUGCGUACCCGGACUCGCAAUGUCAUCUCAAUCAUCAAUACCUAGACUUGAGCGAUUUGAAGAUAAUAAAGCAGUCUGCACAAACUUUCCUCCAGAAGGAACAUCGCCUGGAUGUUUUGUGGAACAAUGCAGUUGUGAUGGUGCCACCUCAAGGAUCCAAAACAGCUACGAGCUUUAACUAGGGGUGAAUGGCAUCGGAACCUUUUUAUUCACGAGCCACCUUCGCCCAGUCAUAGCUGAAACAGCCAAGAUUACACCAAAAGAAACAGUGCGAGUAGUAUGGGUAGCCUCUGCCGCUGCGCUGACGGCACCAAAGCCCCCCAUUGACUUUACUAAUAUAGAUUACAGAAGGGAGGAAAGUCAG
Molecule: messenger RNA, 575 nt
Organism: Talaromyces proteolyticus
Lineage: Eukaryota; Fungi; Ascomycota; Eurotiomycetes; Eurotiales; Trichocomaceae
Exons: 2
Coding region: 1-393 (130 amino acids)
Source: RefSeq, a predicted model, not a curated record